GGUACCAAAAUAAUGGCGUGGAGUUGAAGCUGAGCGAGCUGAUACCGAAAUAAGGGCGUUUAAAUCUGCGAUGAUUUUAUGUUGCAGCUCUUAGUUAUGCUUUAAUUUUUUUUAAUAUAUUUAUAUAAAGGAUGUCUCUAAAUAACGCUUUACCAUGUUGGCAGAGGCUGUUUAUGUUCCACUUGGCUCGCAUGAGGAAGAAACCCUUCUCGAUCAGUACCAUGUUUCCCCAGAGCAGCCGUCUACACCGUACACCUCAUCACGUCCACUGCAACAGCACUGAUCCAUGCACUUCCCAGUCCCCAAGUGCUUUAACACGGACUCGUAAAGACACUGCAGAUCCAGGUCCUCCACCUCCUCCAACGUGCUGCUGCAUGAGUGGCUGCCAUAACUGUGUGUGGAUUGAGUAUGCCGCAGAGCUGCUGAAGUACUACAGUGACGGUGGAGAAAAAGCACUGGCUGCCAUAGAAGACAAUGUGCAUGAUGAGAACCUCAAGACGUACCUCAAAAUGGAGAUCAAGCUAUUGAAGCGAUUAUGAUUUUUGUACUAUUUAUUCCUUGUAUGGGCGGCAUAGUGGUUAGCACGGUCGCCUCACAGCAAGAAGGUUCUGGGUUUGAACCCAGCGGCCGGUGAGGACCUUUCUGUGUGGAGUUUGUAUGUUCUCCCCGUGUCUGUGUGGGUUUCCUCCAGGUGCUCUGGUUCCCCCACAGUCCAAAGACAUGCAGUUAGGAUAACAUAGAGCGGCCUUGGGCUGAGGUGCCCUUGAGCAAGGUACCGAACCCCUGACUGCUCCCCGGGCGCUCUAGUGUGGCUGCCCACUGCUCUGGGCGUGUGUGUGUGCUCAUUGCUUCAGAUGGGUUAAAUGCAGAGGAUGAAUUUCACUGUGCUUGAAGUGUGCAUGUGACAAAGGUUUCUUCUCUUUUGUUAAUGUAGUUGUUAUGGAGUGAAACGUGGUAUGAAAUAGGAAAACCAGUUUUGCUUCAGUACCUUUUUUUUUUAAGCAUGGGUCAAUGUGUAAAAGCUUAUGAAUGUAUAAUACCAAAAAUGUUAUAAUAUUCUUUAGUUCCAGCUUCAGUUCAGAUCUAUACCUGAAACAUCCAUAAGCAAAGGUAUAGAUGGGCAUCAUACGUAGUCAACCAUGCAUUGCAAAAAUUGCCCAUGUUGUCUAUAAACUGACUUUUUAGAAAUGAAGAAUGUUUUUUUUCUUUGUUUUUAUUCAUUAAAAGAUGUUUAAUGUCUUAAAGUAA
This is a messenger RNA of Neoarius graeffei (lesser salmon catfish), 1248 nucleotides long. It is a transcript of the gene oxld1, whose product is annotated as oxidoreductase-like domain containing 1. The record is from RefSeq and is a predicted model, not a curated record. Gene Ontology annotation, cellular component: mitochondrion. NCBI's taxonomy places the organism in Eukaryota, Metazoa, Chordata, Actinopteri, Siluriformes, Ariidae. Bases 132 to 539 code for a protein of 135 amino acids. The transcript has 2 exons.